Messenger RNA from Manis pentadactyla (Chinese pangolin), 4661 nucleotides. It is a transcript of the gene ABAT, whose product is annotated as 4-aminobutyrate aminotransferase. NCBI's taxonomy places the organism in Eukaryota, Metazoa, Chordata, Mammalia, Pholidota, Manidae. Gene Ontology annotation, biological process: GABA catabolic process. The record is from RefSeq and is a predicted model, not a curated record. Gene Ontology annotation, cellular component: mitochondrion. Bases 178 to 1680 code for a protein of 500 amino acids. Gene Ontology annotation, molecular function: pyridoxal phosphate binding. The transcript is spliced from 16 exons.
GGCUCGGCGGAGCCAAGGAGCCCCGCGAGUCGCUGGGGGAAGCAGGGCAGAGAGCAGGGGCAGCCGGAGCGCCGGGCUCCGAUACCGCGAGCUGGGGUAUCGGGGUCCGCAGACCGGAGCCGGGACCUGGAGUGCAGGAGUGUGUGAAGAGGGUCUCUGUUCCUGAAGGAAAGGGUCAUGGCCUCCAUGUUGCUCAACCGGCGGCUGGCCUGCAGCCUCCAGCACGGCUACCACCUGCUUGUGCCCGGACCGAGACACAUCAGUCAGGCUGCAGCCAAAGUCGACGUUGAGUUUGAUUAUGACGGGCCUCUGAUGAAGACAGAAGUCCCAGGGCCUAGAUCUCGGGAGUUAAUGAAACAGCUGAACAUAAUUCAGAAUGCAGAGGCUGUGCAUUUUUUCUGCAAUUAUGAAGAAAGCCGAGGCAACUACCUGGUUGACGUGGAUGGCAACCGGAUGUUGGAUCUUUAUUCCCAGAUUUCCUCUGUCCCCAUAGGUUACAGCCAUCCUGCUCUCAUGAAACUCAUCCAACAACCUCAAAAUGCGAGCACGUUCAUCAACAGACCUGCCCUGGGGAUCCUCCCUCCGGAGAACUUUGUGGAGAAGCUCCAGGAGUCCUUGCUCUCGGUGGCUCCCAAAGGGAUGUCCCAGCUUAUCACCAUGGCCUGCGGCUCCUGCUCCAAUGAAAACGCCUUUAAGACAAUCUUCAUGUGGUACCGGAGCAAGGAAAGGGGCCAAGCGGGUUUCUCCAAAGAGGAGCUGGAGACGUGCAUGAUCAACCAGGCCCCCGGGUGCCCCGACUACAGCAUCCUCUCCUUCAUGGGCGCGUUCCACGGGAGGACCAUGGGUUGCUUAGCGACCACGCACUCCAAAGCUAUUCACAAGAUCGACAUCCCAUCCUUCGACUGGCCCAUCGCGCCGUUCCCGAGGCUCAGAUACCCUCUGGAGGAGUUUGGGAAGGAAAACCAGCAAGAGGAAGCCCGCUGUCUGGAAGAGGUGGAGGAUCUGAUCGUGAAAUACCGGAAAAAGAAGAAGACGGUGGCUGGGAUCAUUGUGGAGCCCAUCCAGUCUGAGGGCGGGGACAACCAUGCGUCCAAUGACUUCUUCCAGAAGCUGAGGGACAUCUCCAGGAAGCACGGCUGUGCCUUCCUGGUGGAUGAGGUCCAGACGGGAGGUGGCUGCACCGGCAAGUUCUGGGCCCACGAGCACUGGGGCCUGGAUGACCCAGCAGAUGUGAUGACCUUCAGCAAGAAGAUGAUGACGGGGGGCUUCUUCCACAAGGAGGAGUUCAGGCCCAAUGCGCCUUACCGGAUCUUUAACACCUGGCUGGGGGACCCAUCCAAGAACCUGCUGCUCGCCGAGGUCAUCAACGUCAUCAAGCGGGAGGACCUGCUGAGCAACGCAGCCCACGCCGGGAAGGCGCUGCUCACGGGGCUGCUGGACCUCCAGGCCCGGUACCCCCAGUUCAUCAGCAGAGUGAGGGGACGAGGCACCUUUUGCUCCUUCGACACUCCAGAUGAAUCCAUACGGAAUAAGCUCAUUUUAAUAGCCAGAAACAAAGGCGUGGUGCUGGGGGGCUGCGGCGACAAGUCCAUCCGCUUCCGUCCCACUCUGGUCUUCAGGGACCACCACGCGCACCUGUUCCUGAAUAUCUUCAGCGACAUCCUCGCAGACUUCAAGUAAAGAAGCCAUUUCCACUGAACUCUGAGAAAGCCCCGAUCUCAGCAGUUGUCAAAUUGAUUAGUUCGCUAAUUCAUGUUUUCACUUACAGUAUCAGAGGUGACUGCAUAAACUGAAGGUUCAUUUGUGGAGAGGGGGUGUUGUUGGUGGCUUGGGGGUGGGGGCGGGAGGGAGGGGCCGGUUUGAUUUUCCUCCCGGCAGAGCCAAUGAUGCACGUUGGUCGAAGCCCACACAUUCUGCUGGAGCUCUGGACGGUCUCAGGAAGGGCCGUGGGGGUCCUGGUCAUAUAGCUGCCCACCUUGAACCCAACCAUCCUUUGGAAGCAAAGCAAGGGAAAGACACCUGCUCUGGGACUGGUGCCAAAGUCUGUGACCAAGGAUGCUGGCUCCCUGACCCUCUGCAGCAGACAAGCUCUGCUCUCGCCCGGGCCUGGAGCUCUGAGCACCCCACACACAGCUCGGUGAAGGACGGGACAGAGCAUGGGAAGGCAGGGCGCAGGGACAUUAGGACUGAGCCUGGGGGCUGGGGAGGGGCCUUCUGGCCUCCUUAAGACUCAGCCCCUCCUCUCAGUGCAUCCGGGGUUCCUCUGACUUCCCUCCUUCGACAGGGCUUUGCCCUUGAUGAGUCUCUGGCCGGCAUCACAGACAGCUCCCGCUCACUGUACUCCGUUCCGCGGACCCUGUCCCCUCUGAAGUGUCAGCCCAGCCCCUGUGGUCUGAGCGUCCACAGGGACACACAUGGGCCACAAGGACAGAAGCACACACCAUUGCCCAGGACGGGAGCCCAGAGCCACGUCCUCCCGUCUCCAGGGGUUCUGGGGUCUAACAGCUCGGACGCCUGACCCGGGAGGCUCUUUCUGUAGCUUUUCCUCCAGUCCCUUUGCCGCACUUUGGGGCAGCUUUGCUGUGCCACCAGAGGAAACCGGUUGCUGGACUCAGCUUCUGGAAGGCAGCGCCAUGAAUCAGAGGCCGCAGAGCUCCACGCAGAAGAUGGCCUGUUGGUCCAAGAUGGCAUCUUUGUGCGUCUCCAAGUUAGAGACUUUCCAGAUGGGAAGGAGCGUUUAGAUUACUAGGCAGCUAAUGCUUAAAUGCUUAAUUGGAUGGAGGCUUAGGCUUAGGAAUCUCUGCUGGACGCAAGACAUUCUUGAAACCGACGGGACUUCACAUGUUCUUAAAAGUUGUCUUUAGUGAGUAGACUCACAAAGUCUGGCUUGUAUUCCCUGCCCGGGAAGGUCCACUUCAUUUCCACUUCUUCUCCUGGGGCCUCGGUUGACCGGUUUGGGGGAAAAGGGCACAUCAAAGUUCUCCAUUCAGCACUUUGCUCUUUUAAUAACUAAGCAUCCAAAGAUCUCAAGGUGUUUUUUCCCUGCUUCUGCUCUUCAGGAGACUUGGUUACUGAUUAUUUCUGUGGAGGAGCAACAGGCACUGACACAUCUGACAGACAAGGACAGACCCAUGAGUGCCGGUUCGCUCUGCAUUCUUGCAGUCAGAGCUGAUCUGCCGCUUUUAGGAAGGACUUCUGCCAUGUUUAAGGCCAUUUUCACUGCCAGCAAAAUGGAGUUGCAUGCCUCCCUCUCUGCAAGCUUUGACUCGUUUGCAUGUUCAUUCAUUGAUUCAUCCAUUCACAGAACUUUCAUUAAAUACCUGCUUGUCCCAGGCCCAGUGCUAGGCACUAGGACCCCAGAGGUGAAGUAAAGCAUAGUCCCUGCUCUCAAGGGCAUCCCAUCCCAGUGGGGACAGCAGACUCAGGCCAACAGUUAAAGCAGAGUGGCAAGUGCCACAACAGAGGUUAUAUGCAGGAACAUCAGGAAAUCAGAGGGAGAGCCCCGCUCCACCUAAAGGUCAGAUGAGGUUCUGAGGAGAAAGUGAGCAGGAUUUUGCAGAAGGAGUAAGAGUUCACCAAGCAGACAAGCAAGGCAAGAAAGAGUGGUGCAGACAGGGAACAGCAUGUGCGAAGGCACAUCACUGCAGUCUCACCUUUCACUGAGGAUAGGCUAUAUUGAUACCCCAAUCAGGCAAUAUCCCAAGAUUCAAGGCCUUAUUUAACAAACAAGCGAAAUGCAAACCAAACCACCAUUCACUUAUUGGCAUAAGUAUGUUUGCUCCUGAGCACAGGAAGCCCUGGGUGUGAAGGUUCAGUACAAUUCCCAGAAUCCAAAAGGUUUUGAAGUCAGGGCGCCACCACAAACUCGGCUCUCUUUGGUGGAGAGAGUGACUCUAAUAUUUUGCUCUCUCCCCAGGAGGCAUUCAAAGAGAAAUGAAACCAUUUUAUCUGGGAAGUCAUUUCCAGACUUCACUCCUUACCAAGGAAAUUACUUCUUGUAAAACUUUUUAAGUCAUUUAUCAACAAGCUCUUGUCGACUCGGGGCAUAAUGAGUUCCUGAGACAGCCUCUUUGCCAGGUGGAGAUAAAGUGGGAAGAAUUUCAGGGAAGGAAUUCUCGGCAGAGCUCCAGAUGGUGGAGACCUGGACGAGGUCGGUGAAAACACAGGGAGCCCAGCAGACAGGCUGCCGUCGAGGGCAGAGCCCAUGGAGGAGGACUUCGGCGGCCCACAGUCUGGAAAUGAAUCCGUCAUACAUUAGUGCCACUGAGUUUAGUAAAUGUUGCCAGCAAGUCUUGUCAUUUUACAGAAAACGAGGCCCAGUCAUAGCAAGUCUUAGCAUAUCCUCACUUUUAUUAUAAAUGGGUGUUUUUUUAUAAUUUUUACUGACACUCAGUAACAGGUGUGCACAUUAAUAUCUCUAUCCAUACCUACGUAUAUCCCUAUAAGUGUAUCAGCUCACGGUAGAGAACCACAGCUAGGGAUCAUCGCGGGCAUAUGCGUACAAAGUGAUCUUGUUUACAGUACUUGUUGACAGUGCCAAUAAAUGAUAAAGAAAUUAACACAUCACAAUGUAACUGAUGACCAUAUGCACAAUUCCAUGAAUUAAAUGUUUCCUGUGUUAAUCAGUAUUCUUAAAUUAAAAAAAAAACUUUACAAUGGAA